AUGGGCGCAGCUGCCAGCAUGAGUGGCCUCCGCACAUUGACUCAUGUGCAGCACUCAGAGCCGGAGCUGCUCGCGCACUGGGAUCCAGCGCCUCCUAGUGCGCGUGUGAAAAGCUACGGUGAGGGACUUGAGGAGAGAGACCCCACAGUCAGCUUCAGUGAUGUCUACAUCUCCAUCCUUCCUCCCAUCUUCAGGCUUCAUGUUCACCGGGACGUUCACAAGGGAACUGUGGGCGCCAAAGCUACAGUCUACCUUAAAAAUUACAGAGGAAGCGAUGUGUUUCCUGCUUGCUGGCGAAUCAUGUGUACUGACAAUAUGGCGGGACAGAAACGUCCAGGGAAGCUGGAGUGUGCAAGAAAUACGUUUUGGUUCUCUUGGUUCUGUGUCGUCUUCAUUAUUUCGACCGUACAUCUACCUAACGUCAGCGCUCAAAGCGAAAGUCGAGUAGUGACAGUCGCUGACGCGAACUGGACCCUUAUUCUGGAGGGGGAGUGGAUGUUAAAAUUCUAUGCCCCGUGGUGCCCGGCAUGCCAGCACAUACAAGCAGACUGGGAGGCAUUAGCCAAAGAGAGUGAGAAUCUCGGGAUUUCGGUUGGAAAGGUUGAUGUUACACAACAGCCAGGCCUGAGUGGGCGUUUUCUGGUAACCACACUACCAACUAUUUUUCAUGCUAAAGAUGGAAGUUUCCGAAGAUACAUGUCAUCUCGGACCAUUGAGGAUAUCCAAGCAUACGUUGUUCAAAAGAAGUGGGAAGCCGUGGAGCCUCUGCCAGGAUGGAAGUCGCCUUCAUCUGUUCUAAUGUCAGGAAUGGCAGGUCUCUUCCGGCUCUCUGUGUGGAUUAGGCAAAUCCACACAUACCUCACUGAUACUCUUGGCAUUCCCUCAUGGGGCUCUUACGUAAUCUUUGCCAUCAUCACUCUGUUCAUGGGACUAGUCCUCGGCCUGAUGUUGGUGUUAAUCGCUGACUGUAUUUGUCCAUCUAGGCCAAAGCGAAAUGAGGAUAAACCUGCGUUGUACGCAAAAGACGAAGGCUCAGAGGAUGAGGUGGACGACACUGUGACGGAGGAGAAGCGCACGUCUGACCUGGACAAUGAGAGUGAACGAGUGUCUGGUGAGGAGUCCACUGAAGAGGAAGGAGGCGCGGUCACAGAGGUUGCAGCGGGCAGCACUGAGGAGCCUCAGACAGAGGCGCCAGCAGAGGGAUCAGUGAGGAAAAGGAAACCUCAGGGGCCUAACAGUCCAGAGGGGACAUAACAUCUCACCACAAACUACUAAUCUGAAAUAUAGUGCAAACCAAAAUAGGGAAGUCCUGCAUCUACAGGGCAGUGCUGAAUGCCAUGCUGUAAGUGCAUAAUGAUCAUUUUCUCCUCUGUGCUAUUUCUUUAGCUGAUUUACGGUAUUGCUUACUUUUUCUCCAGCCCGUCCUGAUCUCUCUCUACAAGCUUUGCUUAUGGAAAAAACAGUAUUGGUUGUGUGUCUUAGGAAAAGCCUUGAAAGUAAGUAUACUUACUUACAAAAUCGUUUGCCAAGAAUUUAUCACCAAACAGGUGACUUAUAUGACUUAAAAAAGAGAAUAUUGUUUAGAAUAAGCAAAAAUUUGGAUAAAUGUUGUAGGUUUUAGGUGUCCAUGUCUUGUAAUACUAAGUGGAAUAUCUUUGUUUACGCUUUUUUUCAUUACAAUAAUGCUUCCAGUUGUUAUUAUUAUUAUUAUUAUUAUUUUAUUUUUUAAUCACUCUAAAGUGCAUGUGUAAUCACAUUCCAGUGGCAGGGCCACAAUAUCACCUAUAGCCACAGUGGAACUGUUUUAGUAACAGUCGUUUCAGAGACAGCACACCCCAGCACAGCUCUGAGGCGACCGACUGAGGGUAUCUAAUGUACAUGGUGGUGAGUGCACUCCCAAUGUGAGGACAAUCAUCAUAAUACAGGUGUUGUCAGAGCAGCUUAACAUGAAGGUCUCAGGAUAUGAAUUUUCACUCUCUGGAUUGUUCUUUAUCUGGAAAUGAAGAAUAUAUAAACAAAAAUAAAUAUAGGUAGAUAUCUGUUUAUAGAAGCUUAAAGGAAUUCUUCAUUGUUUUUUAACUGUAAUUUCUAUGUAUUUCCCUGAAAUAUCCCUAUAAUGGAAGCUGAAGCCCCUGUCCACAGACUUCUGUAAUAAGUAUGUUUGGAGUUUUCAGUUCUUUAAUUAAGUGUCAAAACUGUGUAGUAGCCAACCUUAUCAGCCAGCAGAUGGUUGGAAAAUAAUGGAGAUUUCCUUUAAGACCAUGGCACACUGAUUCAGCAUUACCCAACAAACACCAAUGUUCUGGUGUUGGCAGUUGCCCUUAUAAUUAACUGGAAAGCCAAAAAGCCAAAAAAGGAUGAGAGUUUUAGAGCUGUGUGAAUUGGGCUGAGUGCUCUUGAACACUGGCAGAGGGGGAAGCCAUUCUAGAACUGAGUGAAUGAAGGGAGAACCUUCUAGAGCAGUGAAAAUGGGGGAGAACAUUCUAGAACUGAGUGAAUGAAGGGAGAACCUUCUAAAGCAGUGAAAAUGGGGAGAGCGUUCUAGAACUGUGUGAAUGGGGACAGCAUUCUAGAGCAGUGCAUAUAGCAGGGAGCAUUGAAGAGCAGGGCAGGGCUUCCCAAAGUAUUGGCCUGUUGAAAACAAAACACCCUGGCCCCACCCCCCACCCAAUGAAAACAAAUGUGUUUUACUAUAUAUAUAUAUAUAUAUAUAUAUAUAUAUAUAUAUAAAACUCUUCACACUUUUAUUUACUUUUAAAAUAGAGUAAAGUGUUUUAGUGACAAAAUAAGGUCAAAUGUUAUACAAAACACAAUUUGGACCGACGAUCUGGACGAUUUGGGUUUGUAUAUUUGUCUACUGUUAAGGAAUUCACAGUAAUCACUCCUACCGAUAUUGCCAGAUAAUUGCUUAUUGGCAUCGGACAAAUGUUUAGAUUUGGCUAAUAUUUGAUAUUUGAUGACGUUUUUUGCAUUUCAGAAGAGCAGCAUUUGUGGUACUGGGCUAUUGUGCUAAAAUGUCUGCAUUUUAUUCAUUUUAAUGUAUUUGUAGAAUGCAGAAAUAAGGGUUGUACUUUUCUGUAGUGAGAAUCCUGGUAGAUUUAAUCAAAGUUUAAAAAAAAAUUUUUUUUUAAUGUUUUUGCAUUGUCAUCUGCAGAAAUGCACAAGAAAAAAUAUCAUAUUCACCUUGGCCAACAGUUCCAUCAGUGCAUCCUUAAUAUUUGGCUUUCUUGGCACUCGACCCACUACAAUCACUGUACUUUGCUCCCUGAACUGUGCUGUACUCCUGAGACAAAAAGUAUGGGCACCCUUGUCUUUAGAGGCUCCCAACAGUCACACAGGUGUGGCACGCCAACCCAACGUUUGUGUCUGUUGUGUUUGUUUUUUUUUUGGUGUGCUGUGGGCUUUAGUGUCUUAGUCUCUGCUGAUUGCAUUCUGUCAAUGAAUUUGCACUUUGAGACCAUGUAGUAUACAGUGUGCCAUACUGUACCUGGCAGAAGUAUUGGGACAGUAAUGUUAUUUUGCUGUAUAUUUAAGCCGUUAUCAUUGGAGAUGAAUAUGAAGCAGUGAUACAGAAUGCCAUCUCUUUUAUGUUUUUCAGCAUCCGUGGUUUAUUUUGGCACGGUAGCUUUUUUAAUGCUUGCUUUCCCCUACGUCCCCAUUUUAGAGGUGUGCCUGUAUUAGAUCUAAUUCUUUUUAAUUAAGUCACAAAACAUGAAUAUAAGUUAGUACUAGGUAUCAUAUUCCUCAUCCACAGUUUUCAUCCAAUAAAUUGUUUAUGGAAUUUAAUGACUAUCAUGAAUAUAUAAAAUUAUAAAGUUUUAUAAUGUGGACAAACAUUGAAUAUGUACCUUGACAAGUAUGUUUGUCAUGUGUUUGUGUGUCUUUUUUCACAUACAUUUAUACACUAUACCAAAAUUGUAUUGACAUCAUUGUAUUGUUUUAUUGCAUAUGAAUUAAAUUAUGGUCAAUACAAUAUUUUGCAGGCUUAACGAUUUUCUGUGUGCAUAAGCAUUUUUUAUUUGAAAUAAAACUAAAAGUUUGGGAUUA
Molecule: messenger RNA, 4047 nt
Organism: Pygocentrus nattereri (red-bellied piranha)
Lineage: Eukaryota; Metazoa; Chordata; Actinopteri; Characiformes; Serrasalmidae
Gene: tmx4
Product: thioredoxin-related transmembrane protein 4
Exons: 9
Coding region: 1-1254 (417 amino acids)
Source: RefSeq, a predicted model, not a curated record